UACAAGUCAUGUCCCCUUUAUGAUCUAACAGCUUUGAAAUCAACUUCCUCACCGAUUCAGGAGACCAGAUCGCUUUCCAUUUCAAUCCCCGUUUUUUCUGAGGGCACCAUCAUCUGCAACUCCUUUUUGUCAAGUCACUGGGGGCAGGAGGAAAAGACUGACCCUUCUCCUUUGGAAGCUAAUGAGCCUUUCCAGAUUGAAAUCUAUUCAGACAGGGAACAUUUCCAGGUAUUCAUAGAUGACAGCAAGAUCAUCCAAUUUCGCCACCGAGUGAAGCACUUCUCUGGCAUAACCAAACUGCAGAUCCUGAACGACAUUAACAUUUCCUCUGUGGAGAUCUGUAGGCGUGAAAUGUAUGAGUAG
Molecule: messenger RNA, 363 nt
Organism: Staurois parvus
Lineage: Eukaryota; Metazoa; Chordata; Amphibia; Anura; Ranidae
Source: the annotation of a GenBank genome assembly